Scomber japonicus (chub mackerel) is the source of this 2011-nucleotide messenger RNA. It is a transcript of the gene pth3r, whose product is annotated as parathyroid hormone 3 receptor. Gene Ontology annotation, cellular component: plasma membrane. The transcript has 13 exons. The record is from RefSeq and is a predicted model, not a curated record. Lineage: Eukaryota; Metazoa; Chordata; Actinopteri; Scombriformes; Scombridae. Gene Ontology annotation, molecular function: peptide hormone binding; G protein-coupled peptide receptor activity; parathyroid hormone receptor activity. The coding region runs from base 21 to 1724 and encodes 567 amino acids. Gene Ontology annotation, biological process: adenylate cyclase-modulating G protein-coupled receptor signaling pathway; cell surface receptor signaling pathway.
UCGACUCUUGAAAAGACGUCAUGUUGUCUGCUCAUGGAAUUGGCGUCUUGGCUCUUUUUCACAGUGUAAUAACGGUGAUUGCACUGAUAGACUCUGAUGAUGUCAUCACACGAGAUGAGCAGAUCUACGUCCUGAUUGGUGCUCACGCCAAGUGUGAAAGGAGCAUCCAGGCACAAAUGGCCCUCGUUAAAGAUGGUGACUGUAUCCCAGAGUGGGAUGGGAUCAUCUGCUGGCCACGGAGCAGACCGGGUCAACUGGUCCCAGUUCUGUGUCCUGAGUACAUCUAUGAUUUCAACCACAGAGGCCGAGCCUACCGCCAAUGUGAUGCGUCAGGAAACUGGGAGCAGGUGCCCAUUAUCAACCGCACCUGGGCUAACUAUACUGAGUGUACCACCUACUUGACCUCCAACCACAGGAGCCAAGAGGAGAAGGUGUUUGAAAGACUGCAUCUCAUGUACACAGUUGGCUACUCCAUUUCUCUGGCAUCACUGCUUGUGGCAAUCUCCAUCCUCUGCUAUUUCAAGCGUCUUCACUGUACACGCAACUACAUCCACAUCCACCUCUUCACCUCCUUCAUCUGUCGGGCAGUCAGCAUUUUUGUGAAGGAUGCUGUGCUCUACUCUGUUUCUGGUGACAGUAAGGCAGAAUCUGAGCUCCCUGGACCAAGGCAGCAUAUGGCUGGCUGUAAAGUUGCUGUCACACUCUUCCUGUAUUUCCUGGCAACCAAUCAUUACUGGAUCCUGGUAGAGGGGUUGUACCUGCACAGCCUCAUCUUUAUGGCCUUCCUCUCUGACAAAAACUACCUAUGGGCCCUCACCAUCAUCGGGUGGGGAGUUCCAGCUGUGUUUGUGUCCAUCUGGGUCAGUGCACGAGCAUCACUGGCAGACACACAAUGUUGGGACAUCAGUGCAGGAAACCUGAAAUGGAUCUAUCAAGUUCCUAUUCUAGCAGCCAUUGUUGUGAAUUUCCUCCUCUUUGUUAACAUAAUACGAGUGCUGGCUUCCAAACUGUGGGAAACAAACACUGGUAAACUGGAUCCUCGGCAGCAGUACCGGAAGCUGCUCAAGUCUACAUUAGUCCUCAUGCCCUUAUUUGGAGUUCACUACAUGGUGUUCAUGGCUCUUCCUUACACUGAGGUCACUGGGUUGCUGUGGCAGGUGCAAAUGCAUUACGAGAUGUUCUUCAACUCAUCCCAGGGCUUUUUUGUGGCAUUCAUCUACUGCUUCUACAAUGGAGAGGUACAGGCAGAGGUUAAGAAGGCAUGGUUAAGACGGAGUCUAACGCUGGACCUCAAACAGAAAGCCAGGAUGACCAGCAGUGGUGGCGGAGGCAGCUGUUACUAUGGAGGCAUGAUGUCACACACCACCACCCACAGUGUCAGCUUGUCCGCUACCAAUCCUCGGGCUCUUUCUCUCACUGGAGGAGUCAUGGGCUCAGGUGGUGCUGCUGGUGGAGGGUCGGGUGUCAGGCCACCACGUCACUCUUCUCUCCACCCACAAAGCAGUCUGCCCGGAUACGUUCCCAAUGACACUGAGGCAUCCGGACCCCAACAGGAGCUGGCAGUGCGGAGGGCAGGGGGGACGGAGUCUGGAGUUUUUGCCAGGCAUGCUAGAGCCAGUAAGGGAAGUCAUGACUCCAAAAGUUGUGGAUCUCCAGCCCAAACCCAAAGAACAGAAGAUCCAGACAGUUCCUUGUCCCUGAAAGAACUGGAGACCAUCUUGUGAAUGUUUUUGAUAAAUAUUUGACUCAUGCAGACCAAUACAGAGAACAGGGAUGAAUUAUUUUGUCUUCAACUGACUGGAGAGAUCCAAGAGUGUAGAAACCUCAAAGUUGAUUUGCAUUUGCAAACACAGACAAUGUACUAAAGAAGACAUUUCAAGGAUUUACUUGUGUUGAAAUUGCUUUGUUAACUUCCUCCAAGUUCAAGAAUGAACUUUCAAUCUCAACUUUUAAGCCAACGUAGAGGAGAAAUCUUUUCAGUGCUCAGAAAAAUGGAAAUCUGUUUUCAAUG